CUAGAACUCCGCCACUCUCCUCCUGUUCGGUGCAGGGAAGUGUGCCACAUCGGGACCAGAACCGGGCCAGCCUUCCCCUGGGAAUCCGUGCCAAGAUGUUUAAGUGGCCGAGCCCCGAGUUGCAGGGAAACAUCCCAGAAGAGAACUACUGCCAGAAACACCUGGAACUGCUACUGCUGUUCUGCGAGGAUGACCAGGUCACCCUGUGUGGCCAGUGUUUGUUGUCCGAGGACCAUAAGAAUCACACGGUGUAUGGAAUAAAGGAGGCUGCUGAGAAUUACAGGAAGUUAUUCCGGGACUUGGUGUACGCAUUGAAGGAGAAACUUGAAGCUACUAAAGUCCUGGUGACUGAGGAACAGGAAAAAAUGGUGAUUAUUCAGGGAGAGGAGCGGGACUUCAGAGAAGUGAUCGAGGCUGAAUAUAAGAUGAUAUUCCGGUUGAUGACUGAAGAGAGUGACUCAAACCUGCAAGGGCCGACGUUCAACCUGAACUUCAGAAAAGCCACUCCGACUCAAAAGAUGGCGUUUGUCGCAGAGCUAGAGGGCAAGUUCCAGGAAACAUUACGGAGACUGAGCGACCUGGGGAAGGAGAACAUGAGGAAGCUGCAGGAGAGUGAGCUCAGGCUCUACGAGCUGAUCUACGGCUUCCACGUGACCAUCAUAGAGCUGGAGAGGAGGUGUAAGGAACCUCCCAUAUAUUUGCUCAAGAAUGCACGAGAGUGUUUCAAACUGAAUAGCGAGUCCGUGCUGCUUCAGACCCUAGAGCCUGCCGAGAUCACGGACCCGAGGCUGUGCCAGAUACCAGGAGUGAGGAAGAUACUGGAAGGACUUCAAAGACCCAUAACUCUGGACCCCACAACCGCUCACUCCUGCCUUCUCUUAUCCGCGGAUCUGAGAAGUGUCAGGUUCAGGGGCGUCCAGCAGAGCGUGCGCGGCCGCCCGGAGAGACUCGACUACAGCGCCUCGGUGCUGGGCGCCGAGAUCUUCGCCUCGGGGAGGCACUACUGGGAGGUGGACGUGGAGAAGGCCACGGCCUGGCAGUUGGGUGUGUACGAAGACACCGCCCACGGACCGGACGGCAUGUUCCAAGUGUCCGGAGAGAAAUACCUGCUCACGGCGUCCAUGAUGGGAACCGAGUACACCUUCUGGGCCUUCCCCCCUCUCAAAAGGGUUUUCUCGGGAGAGCGCGUGCACAAGGUCGGCGUUUUCGUAGACCACAAGUACGGGCAGAUAGCGUUCUAUGAUGUGACCAAGGGGCUCCUCAUCUAUAAUUUCUCCCGUCUUGUCUUCCACGGAGCUGUCAGGCCUUUGUUUUCUCUCUGUUUCCCAAACGGAGGCAAAGAUACAGACACCCUGACCAUCUGCCUCCCGGAGGCCGAUUCUUGUGCUGGUGCCGUUGGCCCUCAGCCCUCAGCCCUCCAGGUGUGAAACCUAAAACCACGAGAUGCUCAAAAGUCAAGGGCCUGACUUUGCAAAAGAGUUUUUAUUAAGUAAUCCAAUAAAAAGAUUUCUUGCAGUGAGCUGGAACUCCGUUCCAUACCUCCAGGGCCCUUGCAUUGGCGUGGCUUUCCACGCCUAUUUGGUGUAAGAGAGGCUACCUUUAAGCUGAGCCUUAACUGAAGUACCCCGAGCUAAUUAGAACAGCAAAUGCAUGAGCAGCAUAAGAUUGGGAAGUCAGGGAAGAAACAUAGUCUGGCAUCCUUAGGAUUAGGGUUAAGACUUGAGAGAUUUCUGAAAACAGAAUUAGGUAUAAUCAGGACUUCAGAUUUGAAGAUAUCGUAGCUACGUGUGGAGUGCAGACACCCUAUCGCUGGUGCUAUUACUGGCAGUAUCAAGACUUCGUAACAUUUAUCACUCCAAGUGGAGAACAACUUAAUUUCCCUAAAUAUUUUAUCAGGUGAAAAGGGAGGUGUUGCUAAAAAAUGUGAAUAUUUAAAAAAUAAAUAUUCUCCUUUUUGUAGUUCUUAAAAGAAGCCUUGAUACUUUGAAACACAUUAAGUAAUGCUGCCUUGUAAUGCUCCCGUCUUUCUCUGUUUGACAGUCCACUGAGAGACGUUUUUUUGUACGGCCUUGUCUGGGGUAGUCGUACGGUUCUGAGAAGUGGGUGACAACAUAUUUAUGGGGGGGGGCUUUUAUGUGAAAGGCUUAUCAACUUUAUAUCCCUUACUAUUUUUAUCAACCUUUAUGUAUCUGUUAAUAUUAUUCAGAUGCACAAACUGAGGCUCAGCAUUGAUUUUAUUAAAGUUACGUAGCUGUUAAGUGUGUAGUAAGUAACAAGGAUAAUGAAUUGUAAUGAAUUAAAUCUGGAUCAACCUACCAAAAAGCAAGCUCCGUCUUGAAUCCUGUCACAUAGGAACCUAUUGUGUAAGUGUGACCUGUUAGGACAGCGGUCCAUUUUUAUUCGCCUUUCCUGAAAAUGCAAGCCAGUUUCUAGAGGAAGGGGAGGAAGUAUAUGAGUUACACCUCUCUCUCGAGGUAUUCUCUCUAUGGACUAGGGAGUCUCUGUUCUUCAGGAUGGGCAAAAUAAAAGGAACAAAAGGCAAAUAUAAGAAAAUAGCUUCUGUUGGGAUGUGGGUAGGGAUAGUUUUAUUUACUUCUGUUCGGGGGAAACAUUUUUAAUUGACCAUUUGAAAUUCUCAAAAUUUUCCUUUUAGACAUCAUGUGGAUAGUUUGUGUGUGUGAAGCAGUAGCUUAGAAAGAGUCUUUGCACACCUCACACGCAAUCACGGGAAGUGGGGGGGAAUGGAGCCCUCAUCUCAGAAGUGGGUGCUGGGUGCGGUGAAGGGCUUAGAAGUGAGAUCACCCCUUGGAGCACGGAGAUGAGAAACUCAAAGCGACGGCCCUCAGACCCCUUCCCGACUUCCAGUUUCUGAGGGAAAAGGAAAAGGUGAUGAUUUAUUGUAUAGAGAAGUGUGAGAACUUGUAAUAAUUGUCACAUGUCUGUAUUGUCACUGAGGACAUCGUCUAACAAACACUCAAGUUUUCUACAAAACCGUGCCUGCAUUUGACUUCAGUGGUUACCAUUUGAUGAGAACCUGCACUGUGAUGUUGUUACAUGUUAACUCAGCGACUUAUGUGGUAGAAAAAAACGCUCCCCAAAGGUGGUGGUUUUAUUUUGUCCUGCGAAGUAUUAACCAGUUUUGUAUCUGACCUAAGCAAUCUUAUUUUAGCAUUCUUUUAUUGUCCUGAUGAUCUGCGUAACCUGCUUGGCGUUCCUUGUGGAACCAAUUUUACUCUCUGCUUGGAUCCCUAAUUAAUCACUGAGCUGAAUAAAAUCUUUGACACGUAUCCA
Molecule: messenger RNA, 3291 nt
Organism: Phyllostomus discolor (pale spear-nosed bat)
Lineage: Eukaryota; Metazoa; Chordata; Mammalia; Chiroptera; Phyllostomidae
Gene: TRIML2
Product: tripartite motif family like 2
Exons: 7
Coding region: 96-1427 (443 amino acids)
Molecular function (GO): protein binding; zinc ion binding
Source: RefSeq, a predicted model, not a curated record